Molecule: messenger RNA, 1904 nt
Organism: Malurus melanocephalus (red-backed fairy wren)
Lineage: Eukaryota; Metazoa; Chordata; Aves; Passeriformes; Maluridae
Gene: GDE1
Product: glycerophosphodiester phosphodiesterase 1
Exons: 6
Coding region: 34-1029 (331 amino acids)
Biological process (GO): lipid metabolic process
Molecular function (GO): phosphoric diester hydrolase activity
Source: RefSeq, a predicted model, not a curated record
CACCGCCCCCCAACGGUCCCGGUGCCGGUGGCCAUGCUGUGCCACGGGGAGGGCCUGCUGAGCUCGCUGGCGGCGCUGCUGGCGCUGGCGCUGGCGCUGGCGCUGAGCCGGAGCCCGGCGCUGGCCUGCCUGCUGCCGGCCGGGUUUUACCUGGCGCUGCACCUCCUGUCCCUGGAGCCCGCGGCGCCUCAGAGCGCUGAGCGCGUCCUGCGGCCCCGGGGCACCGCCGCCCGAAUCGCGCACCGGGGCGGCGCGCACGACGCGCCCGAGAACACGCUGGGGGCCAUCCGCCAGGCAGCUGAGAAUGGAGCAACGGGUGUGGAGCUGGAUCUUGAAUUUAGUGCAGAUGGUGUCCCCAUUCUCAUGCACGAUGACUCAGUGGAAAGGACAACGGAUGGGGCUGGGAGACUGCGGGACUUGACUUUUGAGGAAAUCAGGAAGCUUAAUCCAUCUGCAAAACACCGGCUACGGAGCCAAUUCCAAGAUCAAAAGAUACCAACUCUGAGAGAAGCUGUUGUGGAGUCCAUGCAUCACAAUCUUACAAUCUACUUCGAUGUCAAAGGCCAUGCAAAUCAGGCCGUUGAUGCCCUGAAACAACUCUACCAGGAAUUUCCACGUUUGUAUAACAGCAGCAUUGUCUGUUCUUUCAUGCCAGAYGUUGUUUAUAAGAUGAGACAGGCUGACAGGAAUGUGGUGACAGCACUGACACACAGGCCCUGGCAGCUGAGUCACUUUGGAGAUGGGACACCUCGUUUCAAUUCCUGCUGGAAGCAUUACUUGUAUAUGGGGCUGGAUGUCAUCCUGGAUUGGAGCCUACACAAUUUCCUGUGGCGAUUGUGUGGGGUUUCAGCUUUCCUCAUACAGAAAAACUUUGUUUCUCAGGACUAUGUGAGACACUGGUCUUCCAAAGGAAUCCACGUGGUUGCCUGGACAGUGAACACGUUCGCAGAGAAAAACUACUACGAAAGUGUCCUUGAGUGCAGCUACAUCACUGACAGCCUGGUGGAGGACUGUGCCCCUCACUACUGACCCAGUGUGAGCACCCUGCCUUCCUGGGGCAGGUCUGCAUCCCCCAGGGCAUCCAGCAGUGCUGAUGGACKGCUGGGCAGAGCUCUGGCAAGAGGCAGAGCAGCAGCUUCUGCCUGUGCUCCCRUCUCAAAUGCAGGAAACCCCUCUGCUGCACUGGCCAAAGCUGUGCUGCAGCCACACAGAGUCUGAGGAAGUCACUGGAACGUGARAGAAUCAGAUUUGGCAAGCAAAUUGGGCCAUACCUUGUCUGUGCAGGUAGUUUUAURAUUCUCUGACUAUUCCUUUGCUUUGUUUAAAUUUUGGUUACAAAUUUGUAUCAGCAACUUUUGAUGUCAAAAUUUUAAAUUGUAACUUGACGUUAGUAAUUUUAACAGCAUGUUCUACAAGUGURUACUAAUUUGAGGUUGAUUUAUAGCACCUUAAAAUGAUCUACAUUACUGUUCUUAAAAUAGAAACUGGAAAUAAUGGUGCCAAAAUAGAAGAUGAGUAUAUUUCCCUGCCUUCAUGGAAAGAUGGCUGUGCUGAAUCCUGACAAGGAAGAAAAGGCCAGCUUUCCAUGCUGGAUAUGAAGGUUAUGAGAAUUAACAAAUAAAACUUGAGUAGCUUCUUAUCUUGAGACCUUUUAAAAGAACCAAAGGAGAAUAGGGAAUUGUUUCUUCUAAUGAAGAAAUUACACAGCACAUGAAUGUAUUUGUUUUUAAAAGAAAGCUGUGUCUUGAGUGCURGUAAGCAGUAGAACAAAUGGAGUUGGAAUGUCUUUUUAGUUUGCCUUUGUUUGCAUGAUUGAAGGGCACUCACAGGGGUAUGGAGACUGUAAUCCAGAUUUAACUUAAACUCCAAAGAGUCUGCAGUUACAAUAAACAAGUCUCUGAGAA